Molecule: messenger RNA, 2436 nt
Organism: Desarmillaria tabescens
Lineage: Eukaryota; Fungi; Basidiomycota; Agaricomycetes; Agaricales; Physalacriaceae
Product: OPT oligopeptide transporter protein-domain-containing protein
Exons: 8
Coding region: 1-2436 (811 amino acids)
Biological process (GO): transmembrane transport
Cellular component (GO): plasma membrane
Molecular function (GO): oligopeptide transmembrane transporter activity
Source: RefSeq, a predicted model, not a curated record
AUGGAAGAAGCCAAGCCUUAUACCACCUCAGCGGAGCAACUUGCUUACCAUCCACCCUAUCUACGAGCUCGCGGCAUCCCCGACGUGCCAGAGGAUAUCGACUUUGCCAUCGAGCACUUGAAUGAUCCCAACUUGGACAUCAAGGCCCUCCGUCCGUCGGUCAAGGCUUGGGAGCUUGAGAACAAGAAGCUUCCCCCCUACGCGUCCUCAGAUGGCGACACCGACUCCCACUUCGACAGAUACUCCACGUCGCGCGCAGAAUCUCGGAACUCUAGUGCAGUAGAAGAUUUUGACGAUGAAUCUCCUUACCCGGAAGUUCGAGCCGCGGUAUCCAGCAUUGAUGAUCCGAGUAUGCCAGUGAAUACGUUCAGGAUGUGGACCAUUGGUCUCUUCUUCACGAUAUUUCUUCCUGGAUUGAAUCAAGUCCUGGGCAUGCGGUAUCCAUCGCUCUACGUUACCGGCCUCGUUAUUCAGUUGCUCUCGCUCCCCAUGGGUAAGGGCUUGGAGAGGAUACUUCCUACCACCAAGUUUAACACAUUCGGAUUUGUUUGGUCGUUGAACCCUGGACCCUUCAACAUCAAGGAGCAUGUGUGCAUCACGGUCAUGGCCAACAUUGCGUACCCUGGUGGUUACGCAACCGACAUCCUUGUCGCUCAGCGACUCUUCUAUGGUCAGCAGCUGUCAUUCGCGUACCAAAUACUCCUCGUUCUUGGUAUCCAAGUGUUUGGCUUCUCGCUCGCCGGUAUUCUGCGCCGGUACGUGGUCUGGCCGUCGAGCAUGAUUUGGCCUGGUGCCAUUGUCAACUCAGCCCUUUUCAACACGCUUCAUAAGAGCUAUGGAAAACGUGAGCGGGGACACAUGACGCGCGAAAGAUUUUUCUUCCUCGUCGUUUUUGGCAGCAUGGUCUAUUACUUUUUGCCCGGCUACUUGUUCACCGCUCUCAGCGUGUUCAACUGGGUUUGCUGGAUCGCUCCGAACAAUGUUACGGUGAAUGCGCUCUUUGGCUCUUCCGGCCUUGGAAUGAGUCUUUUGACAUUCGAUUGGUCGAUGAUCUCCUAUGUCAGCAGUCCUCUGGUCACUCCGUGGUGGUCAGAGGCCAAUGUCAUCGUUUCAUUCGUGUUCUGGUUCUGGAUUAUUGCUCCCAUCAUCUACUUCACAAAUACCUUCAACUCUGCUUUCAUGCCCAUCUCAUCGUACUAUUCCUUUGAUAACACUGGUGCAAGUUACGAUGCCAGUCAGGUUGUGACAGAUGGUGUGUUCGACGUUGAGAAGUACAGGGCGUACUCACCGGUCUUCGUGCCUGCCACGCUCUCACUCGCGUACGGACUCAGCUUCGCCAUCUUCCCGGCAGUCAUUGUCCACACUCUCCUAUGGUUCCGCCGCGAUCUUGUUCGUCGCUUCCGCACGUCUCUCAGGGACGAGCGUGAUGUCCACUCGCGUCUGAUGCAGGCCUACCGUGAGGUUCCAAGCUGGUGGUACGGUCUCGUCGGCAUUAUCUCCUUCCUGUUCGUCGUCAUCGCUAUCGAGAUCUUCCCGACCCAGCUACCGGUCUGGGCUGCAUUCAUUGCAUUUGGUCUAUCUGCCCUGACUGCCCUCCCUCUGGCGAUGCUUCAAGCCAUUUCCAACACUCAAAUCGCUUUCUCCGUUAUGUAUGAACUCAUUGGUGGAUUCAUGCUUCCUGGCAAACCCGUUGCCAACGUCAUCUUUAAAGCCAUGGGCAUUAUGGGCUCUACUCAAGCUGCUACUUUUGCGGGUGAUCUGAAGUUGGGCCACUACAUGAAGAUUCCCCCACGGACCAUGUUCACAGUUCAAAUGGUGGCGGUCUUCAUUACAUGCUUUGUGGCCGUUGGAACACAGGCCUGGAUGUUUGCGAACAUUGAAGACAUGUGUUUAUCCACUCAAAAGGACGGCUUCAUCUGCCCCACGACAAACAUUUUUGCCACUGCCUCCUUGAUUUGGGGUGGCAUCGGCCCCGCUCGGAUGUUUGGCAGGGGUGCAACUUAUAAUCCCCUGCUCUGGUUCUUCCUCGUCGGUGCAAUCCUCCCGAUUCCAUUCUACAUUCUCGCUCGCCGCUACCCUCACUCUCACUGGCGAUUUGCCAACAUGCCCGUCUUUCUCGCUGGUGUUCUCGCCAUCCCCCCAGCAUCGGGAAUCAACUACGCAUCUUGGGCUCUUGUUGGAUUCAUCUUCAACUGGUACAUCCGUCGUUUCCACUUCCGAUGGUGGAUGCGAUACAACUACAUCCUCUCUGCAGCUCUCGACGCUGGAACUGCGUUUGCCAUCAUUCUCAUCUUCCUAUGCCUGCAGCUCCCCAAGGGCGGCGUUACAUUGAAUUGGUGGGGAAACACUGUUUGGAAAAAUACUGCUGAUGCCAUGGGCCUGCCGCUCAAGACACUGAAUCCUGGUGAAAUAUUCGGACCGUCGACCUGGUCAUAA